Molecule: messenger RNA, 6508 nt
Organism: Cimex lectularius (bed bug)
Lineage: Eukaryota; Metazoa; Arthropoda; Insecta; Hemiptera; Cimicidae
Gene: Lztr1
Product: leucine-zipper-like transcriptional regulator 1
Exons: 16
Coding region: 1527-3845 (772 amino acids)
Cellular component (GO): Golgi apparatus
Molecular function (GO): protein binding
Source: RefSeq, a predicted model, not a curated record
UACUACUACUACUACUACUACUACUACUACUACUACUACUACUACUACUACUAUAUCCUUAAUAGCUAUUAUCAUAUCUCUUAAUUCAGAGUUUACACUGCCAGAUAUUUCAUCGUUGGUCCAGCUAGAUUGUUGACAUUUUUUGUGGCUCACAAUUGGGACAGAAAAUAGUUAUGUAUUGUUUCAAGCUGUAUCGGACCAGCCUCUGAUGCGAGCUGGGAGUGUUUCAGCCCGAAUUCUGGAGAUAGUAGCUUACUCUCAACAAUGCCGGUUGGCCAAGCCAGCCCCCCUGAUGGACACAAUUUUUAAGCAUAAAUAUAGCCAGGUAUAUGGGCGACUUUAGACUCGGAUGCAACCCCUAAGCAAAGCCUUUGCGAGGGUAGAUUUGACGGGCCGGGAAACAGAAUGAUAUGACCUGGGUCCUUCAGGCCAUAUUUGUCCACAAUGUUGUUGCGGUAUUGGCCAGGUUGUUUACACCAUCGCACCUUUACUGAGCUGCAUUCUUAGAACUUAGAGCAGAAUUCCAGUGUUCUUCCGUUUCAUGGACACUCCUGAACAUGUACUCGAGGCCAUUCGAGGCGAUGAAUGCUCUGCCUCCCCCCCCCUAAAUAUUCCUCAACAACAAUCCUUUCCCUAAAACCAACUGUGUACGCAACCUUGAGUUCUAUCUAGACUCACAUUUAUCCUGGACUGAACACACUCAAAUAAAAAGAAUGGAAUUAAACAGAUUUACAUACAGACUUACAGACAACUACACCCCCUACCCUCCUUGCAUCAUUUGCCGAUGACAUAGCCGUCCUUUCUUCUAAUCCCAAUCCUUCAUGUGCUUUGUAGGAGCUCCAACCCAACGAAUAGUGGAAUAGAGCAAAUUUGGAAGUUAAUAAUAAUAAAAACAAUUUAACCUCUGAAGCAAAACCCUUCAUGUAAUAUUCUAUCCCUAAAGUUGUAGGGGCUCCUACAAUCUUGGAUUCUCAUUCAGGACUCAUUUUUAACCUGAAAUUGAGACAUCUAAAUAAACAGAUAAGAACUGAAUAGACUACUCUAUAAACCACUUGGACGCAAAUCUAACAGGUCGACAAAAAAUAAAGUGUUACAAAACACUAGUGAAACUGAUUUGGCUAUAUAGACUAGUACUACGGUGCACAGCUAAACCUACCAAUAUCCAACGAAUUCAGUCUUUUUAAUCUCAGUCUAACACUCCCUACUGUCUCCAAUAUCUCCCUCCAUGAUGAUUUCUUUGUAAAUAGAUUAAUUUCCAACAAAUUUUCUAUGUUCCAUGAAAAACUCUCCACUUGCCCAAACCCUUAUCCAACAUAACCCAUCCCUAUAGUCCGGUGAUAUUAUUAAAGCGGAGAUGGCCCCAGGACUGCCUCGCCAUGGACCAGCCAUUGUGUAAAGUUGGGAGAACAGCAAUGGUUCCUAACUCUACUCAAUACACAAUGCAUUGGCCAAAAUAAGACACCAGCUAUGGUUGAAUAUAUGAACUUUUGACUUUUGUAUGUGCAGAAUGGUGAAAAAAAAUCAUCAUGGAUGUUGAUAAAAAACUGCCGAUGAACUCUGCAUGGACUGAUGUCGGAGAUUUAACGCUUGAUUUCGGUCCAGUUGAGACUGUCCAUUGCUGGAAGCGAAUGCCAGAAUGUGACGAAUUCGUUGGUGCAAGACGAAGUAAACAUACAGUGGUAGCUUAUAAAGAUGCAAUAUAUGUUUUUGGAGGAGACAAUGGGAAAAGUAUGCUGAAUGAUUUAUUAAGAUUCGAUGUUAAAGAAAAAUCGUGGGGUAGAUCAUUUUCUACUGGUGCACCUCCAGCUCCACGAUAUCACCAUUCUGCUGUAGUUUAUAAAUCUUCGAUGUUUGUGUUUGGAGGAUAUACUGGCGACAUACAUUCUAAUUCAAAUUUAACUAAUAAGAAUGAUCUCUUUGAAUAUAAAUUCCUUUCAGGACAAUGGGUAGAAUGGAAAUUUUUGGGAAAAAUUCCUGUGGCGCGUUCGGCACAUGGCGCAGCAGUUUAUGAUAACAAAUUAUGGAUAUUUUCUGGCUAUGAUGGCAAUGCCCGUCUAAAUGAUAUGUGGACAAUAUCUCUACUUCCGGGAGAUAGCAGAACAUGGGAAGAGGUGAAACAAGCUGGAGAUUGCCCACCAACUUGUUGUAAUUUUCCUGUCGCGGUGGCAAGAGAGUCGAUGUUUGUGUUUAGUGGGCAGAGCGGUGCUAAAAUAACUAACAGCUUAUUUCAGUUUAACUUUGUUAAAAAAUGUUGGACAAGAAUUUCAACAGAGCAUAUUCUCAGAGGCGCACCACCUCCACCAACGAGGAGGUACGGCCAUACAAUGGUUGCCUACGACAGGCAUUUAUACGUCUUUGGGGGUGCUGCAGAUUCAACUUUACCAAAUGAUCUUCAUUGUUAUGACCUGGACACGCAGACAUGGUCAGUAGUUGUUCUCGCUCAGGACUCAAAUGUACCGUGUGGACGGUUGUUCCAUGCGGCAGCGGUUGUCGGUGACGCCAUGUACAUUUUCGGAGGGACUAUUGACAAUAACGUUCGAAGCGGUGAAAUGUAUAGAUUUCAGUUUUCAAGUUAUCCAAAAUGUACUUUGCACAAUGAUUUUGGAAGAUUAUUAGAGUCGAAACAGUUUUGUGAUAUGCAGUUCAUUGUGGGUGUUGAUGACAUCGUCAUGCCUGCUCACCUUGCUCUGGUUGCUGCUAGAUCACAAUAUUUAAGGACAAGAAUUCAACAGGCCAAAGAAUUGAGAGAGAAGUCUUGCGAGAAUGAACAAGUGAAUGUUAAAGAUCUUCCAUUGUUGGAAGUAAAAUUAAAGGAUGCUGUGCCUGAAGCAUUUGAAAUGGUGUUGAAUUAUAUUUAUACUGACUGUAUAGAUCCAACAAAGAAAGUUGUCGAUCCAGUGUGCAAUAGGAUCGUAUUACUUAUGAUGGAUGUUUACAGAUUGGCUGUACAGUUUCAUAUGAAAAGACUGGAGCAGCUGUGUGUACAAUAUUUAGAAGCAACUAUCAAUCACCGUAAUGUGUUGGAAGCAUUGCACAACGCCAAUGUACUGAAAUUAUAUUUCAUCAAAGAAUUUUGCCUUAAGUUUAUAGUGAAAGAAACGAACUAUAAUGACAUUAUAAUGAGCAAAGAAUUUGAAAAUUUAGACAGAUCUUUAAUCGUGGAAGUAAUUAGAAGACAGAGAGUGCCUCAGACAAAGUCAAUUUUAGAACCAACAUUCCAAAGUUCAGGAUCGACAUUGGAACAAGAUCUAGAAGUCUUUUUGAAAUCGACCGGGAGCGAAUUCUGUGACAUUAUUUUAUUGCUGGAUGGAAAUGAAAUUCCCGCUCAUAAAUCCAUCUUGGCUGCACGGUGCAGCUACUUUGAAGCCAUGUUCCGUUCUUUUAUGCCAGAAGACAACAUUGUUCAGAUUCAAAUCGGGGAAAUGGUUCCUUCACGACAAUCAUUUGAUUCACUUCUUAGAUAUAUAUAUUAUGCAGAUGUUAAUAUGCCACCAGAAGAUUCUCUCUAUUUGUUCAGCGCUCCUUAUUUUUAUGGUUUCACCAAUAAUAGACUACAGGCAUUUUGUAAGCAGAACCUUGAAAUGAAUGUUUCAUUAGAAAAUGUAAUUCAGAUAUUAGAAGCUGCUGACAGAAUGCAAGCGGCUGAUAUGAAAAGAUACGCUUUGAGCCUUAUCGUACACAAUUUUCCCAAAGUUGCUCGACUACCAAAAUUAAGGAGUUUAAAUCACCAUCUGUUGAUAGAUAUUUUAGAAGCCUUGGCAAAAGACAUGAAUGAUGAAAAACAGAGUAGUGAAAUGAGCACCCUUCUAGUGCCUGAAACAAGUGGAUUUUUUAGGAACUUCUGAUUAGAUGUGCCAAAACUUCACUGCACCGAAUUGCUCAAAAAAUUUAUAUAUUGAUACCAAUGAAGGUUUAUUAAUAAUUAUAUAUAUAAAAAGAAAAAGAAAAGAAAAUAUUUAAAAAAAUUGUGUAUAGUCAUCUCUAUAAUGCAAUAUCUGAGUAAAGAGUAAAAUUAAUUAAUAACAAAUAAAUUAUAGUCAAAUGUAUUAACAUUCUAAUAUACUGAGACAAAAAGUUUUAAAAUUAACAAUUUUAAAGUGUGAAAUUUAGCUUGUAGCCAUAGCAUGGCCAAAGUAUUGGAAAUUUGUAGACAAAUUUUAGUUUUUGUAGAUUUAAAAUUUAAUUAAAGUGAAACUUCCCUGUAAUGGACACUCUUGGAGAAUGAAAUCUUAUCUGCUUUUGGGAUAAGAGUGAAAAAAUGUUUAGUAUUAGCAAGAUGGACCACAAUGGGGAUUACAAAAUAUCAACACCUUUGAAACAUGAGGAUUUUUAGCCUUUUCUAUGACCAGAAGGUUUUUCAAAUUCACUGAACACACUUUUGUAUAAGAGCAAAGUUAAACUUUGAAACCUUUCUUCUCUAAAAAUGAUUGUUUUUAACUGUGCAUAGUGUUAUAGUUGAUAUUGGGUGUUGGUCUACGUAUCAGUGAACUCAUGCUGAAUUGGCUUAUGAGAUCUGUCUUCACUCGUGGGUUUGUUUUGUCAAUUCAAACAUGUUUCUUCAUUGCAAAGUGCUGUAAAAAAUAAGGUCAUCUCAUUGCAAUUGAAAAUGUAUUUGGGCUCAAAAUCAGCGCAAUAUUAUGUUUUUCCAUCCAGUUUUGUAAACCUCGGUUCUUUACUCCAAUAAUGGUUUUAAGAGAAAAAUUAUGCCAUGUUUUAAAUUCAUCAAGCCAACGUGAAGAUGUUUUAAAUUGCCCUAAAUGUUUUGCAAUGUCUAAGGCCUUUUCUCGGAUAAACAGAUCAGUGGUAUUUUACAAGUCUAAACAUGGCAAAACCAAUCAAAAUUGUUUCCUUACUUGAGGCAGAUGUUUUAAGAAAAAUCUGCGGUGUUGUUAAUUUCUGUUUGUAAAAUUUAUCUAAAAGUUUCUUUUUAUUCUUUACAAUUUCACUUGCUUGGGUCUUUUUGAUGGAAAACUUUGCAGCCAAGCCUUGCACAGUUAGUUGUUCACUUUCACUCACUUUAGUUAUAUUAAUUUUUCCUUUAGGGGUCAAACUUACUGACAAAGAACUUAAACAUAUUUAUAUAUUGGCAAAACCUAAAUUUAGGGAUAUUGGGCAAAUAUUGGAAGGCGAACGAAGCACAUAAGAGGAAUGGCAUUUCUCAGAAAACAUUCAUUUUCGAGAGUCUGCCAUCCACUUUUGGGAGAGUUUUAGAGUCAGAAUAUAGUUGAAAAAUCUGUCCUCAUCCAUUAUUGGGAGUGUCCGCUUUAGAGAAGAUUUUAGUGAUGAAACUAAUGGGAACACACUGGGGAAUCAUAAUUUGUCCAUUCAAGGAAUUUCACUGGAUUAGGAAAAUCUCAUUAUUUUAUUUUGAACACAAACCAAAUAAAUCAGGAAGAACUUUUAACAACAAUCUUUAUAAAUACAAAUAAAGCAAUAAAUUAACAUAAAUUAUAAUUAACUUUUAGACUUCACAGUUUUUAUUUGUUUAAACUUUCAUUCAAAAUUAAAUCAUUUUCCAAUUUACAGCCAGUUCACACUUUAAUCAAGUCGCCAGAUUCUCAUUCAUAUAAAAAUCUCAAAAUAAAUCAGUCGUGCUAAUAGUAUAACAUUAUUACACGUGCUAUUAAAAGCAUUGUAGCAGUCAUUGAGUACCUGUAUAGAUUACGCUUUCAGAAAAAUUGUUAUUUACAUAAUAUGAACACCAAAAUUAUAUUUUGUUCAAAAUAUUCUAUUGAUGUUGUAACAAUUUUUUUUAAAUAUAAUUUUUUGUUGAAUGAAUGUAAAAGCACUAAUACAGCCUUUUAGUUUAAGAGAUUUAAGCAUUUAAUGGCAUCGUGUCAUUUUAACAUUUGUUGAACAUGCCUUCAAAUCACACUACCUCAGCAUGUCGGCCAAUGCUUUUUUUAAAUGAAGUGUUAAUUGUAAUUUUUAGUUACCACUAUAUUCUGCAUUAUGCUUUUAUUAAUUGACUACUGUGAUAAGCAUAAAUUCCUUUCUUUUUUGUUACAAGUACAGUGUCGAUUAUUUUUCUGUUUUAGAUUAGCAUUUAGCAACUAGUAAUUAAUAUUAAAUUAUAAACGGAAGUUUAAAAAAUAAUUUGUAGUUAGUUUCUUAUAGUGGAAGUUUUUAACAGGUCUUUAAUAAUUAAUUCUAACAGGUAAUUAAUAAUUAAAACCUGUAAUUAUUUAAAAAGUUAAAAGAGAAGAAAAGUGUAGAUUAAAUGUAAUUCGUGCAUUUUUGACCGUAAUUAAUAAAAUCAGAUAAACCAAUACCAAUACCAGCCUGAUGGCCAUAAAUUAAUGAAUUUUCUCCGCAGUCAUUAUUUUAAAAUAAUGUACCCUUUGACGAUAGAUUGCUUAAUUUCCUUUAGAAAAAUACUUGGCAGUUAGAAUAAUUAAAUUGAAUCUCUGCGAAUGAAUGCAUGGCCACUGGUUCUUUUAUUUAUUAAAAAAAAAAGUUGCAUAUAUUUUGUAAAGAAAACCUACUGUAAGAAGUAAAUUAUAACACA